AGUCACACUUGAUAAACUGCUAAACAACCAGACAACACAACUGCAAUAUCUGUAUGAGCAUGCCAUUGGGAAUAUCUAACAUGCUGUUACUGCUCAAUGUCAUCCUCACCCUGUGGGUUUCCUGCACUCAUGGACAAGGAAGAACAUGUGAUUUUCCAGAGAUAAAACAUGGAACCAUCUAUGAGGAAAACAGAUAUAAACAAACCUUCCCCGUUGACACAGGGAAAUAUUUCUACUACACCUGUGAUCACAGCUAUGUCUCUCCUUCACAAUUACUCUGGAAUAAAAUAACCUGCACAGAGAAAGGAUGGUUACCAAGCCCAAAGUGUCUCAGACAGUGCUUUUUCCCUUGGGUGGAAAAUGGUCAUUCUGCAUCUUCAGGACAAACACACCGGGAAGGUGACACUGUACGAAUUGUGUGUGACACCGGCUACAGCCUCCCAAAUAAUCAGGGCAGCAUUACAUGUGCAGAAGGUGGCUGGUCCUCCCCUCCUAAAUGCAGUCGUGGCUAUGUUUCCUGUGAGAAUCCACCCAGAGUAGAAAAUGCUAUUAUACGAAAUGAGAGGCAUAGAUAUCAAAACGGCGAGAGAGUACGUUAUGAAUGCAUCAGGCCGUAUGACAUUUUCGGGGAGGAAGAAGUGAUGUGUUUAAAUGGAAAUUGGACAAAACCACCUCGGUGCAAAGACUCUCAAGGAAAAUGUGGGCCUCCCCCAGCAAUAGACAACGGAGACACCACCUCAUUCCCAUCACAAGUAUAUCCUCCAGAAGCGACCGUUGAGUACCAGUGCCAGUCCUACUAUGAGCUUCAGGGAAACAGACGCAUAGUGUGUCGGGAUGGAGAGUGGUCAGAACCACCAAAGUGCUUAGAGGCAUGUGUAAUUUCAGAAGAAAUGAUGAAAAAGCAUAACAUACACUUAAAAUGGAGACAUGAUAAAAAACUUUAUGCUAAAACAGAUGAUACUGUUGAAUUUCAAUGUAUACAUGGAUAUCACCCAACAGCACCAGAGUAUACAUUUCGAGCAACCUGUCAGGAAGGAAAACUGGCAUAUCCUACUUGUGGAAGAAAAAGUGGUUAAAAUGUAGUUGUGAAUUUGAAAUACGUACAUAUGUUCAGAAUUUUUCAUUGUUAUUCCAAUUCUCAGUUUCUUUUAUCAAGUAUUGUUUAACUUAUCUUUAUUCAUAAAUCAAAUUUGUGUUAAACAUUAUGGAGAUGAUGUAAUUAUAAUCCGAACCAAUGAAUCACUUCUUAAAAGCACCUCAUUAAAACUUGGCAAACCAGUUUUUUAGUUUCCAUAUAUAUGAGUUAGCAUACGGUAUUUGUUUUUCUCUUUCUGGCUUACUUUGCUCUGUAUGACAGACUCUGGGUCUAUCCACCUCACUACAUAUAGCUCCAUUUCAUUCCUUUUUAUUGUUGAGUAAUAGUCCAUUGUAUAUAUGUGCAACAUCUUCUUUAUCCAUUCAUUUGUUGGUGGGCAUUUAGGUUGCUUCCAUGUCCUGGCCAUUGUAAAUAGUGCUGCAAUGAACAUUAUGGUAUGUUUCUUUUUGGAUUAUGGUUUUCUCUGGGUAUAUGCCCAGGAGUGGGAUUCUGGAUCAUAUGGUAGUUCUAUUUUUAGUUUUUUAAGGAACCUCCAAACUGUUUUCCAUAAUGGCUGUACCAACUUACAUUCCCACCAACAGUGCAGGAGAGUUCCCUUUUCUCCAUACCCUCUCCAACAUUUAUUGUUUCUAGAUUUUUUGAUGAUGGCCAUUCUGACCAGUGUGAGGUGAUACCUUAUUGAGGCUCUGACUUGCAUUUCUCUAAUGAUUAGUGAUGCUGAGGGAAGAAUAAAUAUGCAGAUGCAGAGAAUGGACUGGAAGACACAGGGUUGGAGGGGGCGAAGGGGAAGCUGGGACGAAGUGAGAGAGUAGCAUAAGCAUAAAUACACUACCAACUGUAAAAUAUAGAUAGCUAGUGGGAAGCUGCUGUAUAACAAAGGGAGAUCAACUCAAUGAUGGGUGAUGCCUUAGAAGGCCAGGACAGACAGGGUGGGAGGGAGUCGCAGG
Molecule: messenger RNA, 2043 nt
Organism: Hippopotamus amphibius kiboko
Lineage: Eukaryota; Metazoa; Chordata; Mammalia; Artiodactyla; Hippopotamidae
Product: complement factor H-related protein 1-like
Exons: 6
Coding region: 54-1076 (340 amino acids)
Source: RefSeq, a predicted model, not a curated record